This is a messenger RNA of Necator americanus (New World hookworm), 591 nucleotides long. RefSeq lists its product as uncharacterized. The record is from RefSeq and is a predicted model, not a curated record. NCBI's taxonomy places the organism in Eukaryota, Metazoa, Nematoda, Chromadorea, Rhabditida, Ancylostomatidae. Bases 1 to 591 code for a protein of 196 amino acids. The transcript has a single exon.
AUGACCAGAAUUUCGCCAUUCCACAAGAGCAUCAUCAUUGACGUGAAGAUGGGGGUUCAACAGGGUGCUACAAUCUCACCCAAAAUAUUCACAGCCACUUUCGAGAACGCAAUGCUAAAGUUGGAAUGGGACGACAUGGGAGUGAAGGUUGAUGGCCGGCAGCUACACCAUUUGCUCUUUGCUGGUGACAUCGUACUGAUAACACCUACCAUCAACCAAGCGGAACGAAUGCUGACUGAAUUCGACGAAACAUGUGGAUGCAUCGGUCUUCAGCUGAAUCUGCAAAGGACGAUGUUCAUGCGCAACGGAUGGGUCUCGGAUGUCCCAUUCACGCUCAACGGAACGAACAUAUCCGAAUGCACCAGACACGUUUAUCUGGAUCUGGAAUUGAACAUGAUGAACGACCUGACCCCCGAGCUGGGCAGGAGGAGACGAGCGGCUUGGGGAGCGUAUAAGAGCAUCGAGGAUGUAGUAAAGAAGACCAGGAACACCCGUCUCAGUGCUCACCUCUUCAACACCACCGUACUUCCUGCUUUGAUCUAUGCUUCGGAAACCUUGGCAUUUCGCAAGCACAAAAAAAAAACGCGGUGA